This is a messenger RNA of Phragmites australis (common reed), 1659 nucleotides long. RefSeq names its product serine/threonine-protein phosphatase 7 long form homolog. Gene Ontology annotation, biological process: meristem maintenance; meristem development. Lineage: Eukaryota; Viridiplantae; Streptophyta; Magnoliopsida; Poales; Poaceae. The transcript has 7 exons. The coding region runs from base 1 to 1659 and encodes 552 amino acids. The record is from RefSeq and is a predicted model, not a curated record.
AUGGUGCACCCCAACUACCCGCUCCUUGAGAUGUUUUACGACAGGGAGCACCGAGCACACCUGAUGGUCGACAACGGCGAGGUGCUAUCACCCCUUCGGAUUCGCACUCACAGUCCUCUCAGGUGGGAUGAGAGGUAUGCCCCAUACAUUGGGCGUGCAGAAAUCCUACUGUUGGCUCGGUUGGUCAUGGCGGGGUUGCCGAUGUUCAACAACGCAGCUCUGACUGCGCUAGUCGACCGCUGGAGGCUGGAGACACACACCUUCCACCUCCCUUGUGGCGAGCUCACGGUCACUCUGCAGGAUGUGGCCAUGAUUCUCGGGCUUCCAGUGGAUGGGCAGCCUGUGUGUGGGAAUGUGCAGUAUGCAGGAUGGAGAGACAUGGUGGAGCAAGUUGUUGGUAGUAGGCCACCUGAGCCAGUGCAGGACGCGAAGGACAAGAAACCCUCUGGCGUCAGCUCUACCUGGUUGGCUCAGAACUUCACGGAGUGUCCUGACGAUGCAGCGGAGCAUGUCGUCGAGAGCUACGCUCGCACGUGGUUGUGGCAUCUUGUGGGCGGCUACUUGUUUCCGGACGAGAGUGGGAACAUAGUCUCGUGGAUGUACUUGCCGAUACUUGGCGAGCAAUGGGAGAACGUUGGACUUUACAGUUGGGGAUCGGCCACGCUCGCAUGGCUGUACCGGCAGCUAUGUGAUGCUUGCAGGCAUAGUGGGGACCAUGCCAACCUUGGGGGAUGCGCGUACCUGCUGCAGGUGUGGAUGUGGGAGCGGCUGUCGGUUUGGCAGUUCGAGGACGAGGGCUCGCUGCCGACCGUUGCUUUCCUUUGGAGGAACGUCCGGGCCGUGACUGGAAACGUAGGCAGGCGGUACCUCUUCUACACCAACGAGCUAGACUGCAUCAUGCAAAGCCACGUGACGUGGGAGCCAUAUGACCAGCAUGAGAUCUUUGCCAUGGGUCUUAGCCCAUUGUGCACAUGGGACAAUGAGUAUUGGCAGUCCGUUCUGCCGCUUAUUUGCUUCUAUAUUGUUGAAAUGCACUGUCCAAACCGUGUGAUGAGACAGUUUGGGAGGUUACAGCGUACGCCUCCAGACAUGACCCCCACGUCUGUGGCUUUGCACAAGAUUGACAGGAGGAAGCAAAGGGGUGCUAGAGAUUGGCGAGACGUCCACCACAGCUACUUGGUGCAGUGGAGCAACCGGGCACAGACAAUCGUGCACGGUGGUGCCGCCCACUUCUCGGGUCUGUACCGUGAGUAUUUUAGGUGGCUGCACGACAACUCCAGGUUGACAAUCAAGCCACCUCGAGUUGCAGUUGGAGCGGAGGAUUUGCCGGACUCCGAUGACGAGGAUGACCUGAUAGAUGAGGACAGCAGCUCGGACGCCUUGCAAAUGAGGCUGGGCAAGCUUUGCUUGUCCCUCCGGAGGGUUCGUAGGAGCUGUCGCCGCCUUGCGUACAAGAUGAGCUGCAUGACGACCCCGGAUGUGGAGCUUGCACACGGUGGUCCUUCUUCGGAGCCAUCUGCUGGCCACACGGCUGCUUCGACCCAGCAGACGCCGGUGCACUACCGUACCCGGACCCGCACGUGCAGUACCAGUGUUGCGCGGACGCUGUCGCACAGUAGGUCAGGAGCCGCCUCUACUUCCGUUGGCACGGCUGCAUGA